AUGGAGAUGGAUACAUAUUUGUAUGGUAUUGAAGACGACUUUUUAGAUUUUUAUGAUCCAUCCGUGGACUAUGCAGAUAGUUUAGAAUCGCCUUGUUCUACUAAUGAGUCGGACUCGGAAAAUUUGAAUCUGAACCCUUCAUCACGGACAAAAAGUAUCAAGAGGCCUACAAAGAAAAUUCAUCAACGCUCGGCAGCAAAUCAAAGAGAGCGAAGACGAAUGAAAUCCAUCAAUGACGCAUUUGACAUUCUUAGAGACAGUAUUCCUACUAGCGUCAAUGCUGACAGAAGAUUGUCCAAAGUUGACACUCUAAAAUUAGCCAUUCGAUAUAUAAGUUAUCUUGCGGACAUGGUUGAAACCAGCAGUGAAUAUUCUCAAGACAGCCAUUAUUCAAAGUCCAACAGACCACAGGAGAAGGUCAUUGUUCGAUGUCAUUUCGACGAUUAUGCCAGCUCGUCCGACGGUGCAAUGGGAUACAUGGGUCAUUCCUUAUCGUGGAAACACGCAGACCAAGAACCGGUGCGGACAGUAGAUAACAAGCAAAGUGCCAAAGUGUGGGUGCCAGGUCACCCCUCAGAGACAGAUCUACUAAACCUUUCGGCCUCGUACUCUGGCGACUAUGGAAAUGUCUCAUGA
Molecule: messenger RNA, 636 nt
Organism: Ylistrum balloti
Lineage: Eukaryota; Metazoa; Mollusca; Bivalvia; Pectinida; Pectinidae
Product: pancreas transcription factor 1 subunit alpha-like
Exons: 2
Coding region: 1-636 (211 amino acids)
Biological process (GO): regulation of transcription by RNA polymerase II; developmental process
Molecular function (GO): DNA-binding transcription factor activity, RNA polymerase II-specific; protein dimerization activity; RNA polymerase II transcription regulatory region sequence-specific DNA binding
Source: RefSeq, a predicted model, not a curated record